Molecule: messenger RNA, 342 nt
Organism: Thelazia callipaeda (thelaziosis nematode)
Lineage: Eukaryota; Metazoa; Nematoda; Chromadorea; Rhabditida; Thelaziidae
Source: the annotation of a GenBank genome assembly
AUGGCUACAUAUCAUUCCGAGAAUUCAUCACAGCAUUAUCAAUCACAUCACGAGGAACAGUUGAUGAGAAACUUGACUGCAAGGGCAUUUUCACUGUACGAUGUAGAUAAUGAUGGAUAUAUAACAAAAACUGAAAUGGUGAAUAUUAUUGAAGCAAUACAUUCAAUGGUUGGAGAUAUCAUGGAUCUACCAAACGAUGAAAAUACUCCUGAAAAACGCGUCACUACAAUUUUUUUAAAUAUGGAUUUGAAUUUGGAUGGCAAAUUGACACGUGAAGAGUUCAAGCAGAGUUCUAAAAAUGAUCCAUGGAUUGUUCAGGCUCUAACAACUGAUAUUCCUUGA